Messenger RNA from Durotheca rogersii, 3864 nucleotides. Its product is annotated as Mechanosensitive ion channel-domain-containing protein. Lineage: Eukaryota; Fungi; Ascomycota; Sordariomycetes; Xylariales; Xylariaceae. Gene Ontology annotation, biological process: calcium ion transmembrane transport; intracellular calcium ion homeostasis. The record is from RefSeq and is a predicted model, not a curated record. Gene Ontology annotation, cellular component: membrane. Bases 559 to 3261 code for a protein of 900 amino acids. The transcript is spliced from 2 exons. Gene Ontology annotation, molecular function: calcium ion binding; calcium channel activity.
CUCUCUCUCUCUCUCUCUUUUUUCCCUCGCCUUUCUCUUCUCAGACCCAGUCCCCUCCCUCCCCUCCAGGAUCCCGUUGUUUUUAUUAUUAUUAUUAUUCCAUUUUCUCCUUUUCAUUCUCUCCCCCCUCCCCAGCAUUAUCAUUGCUUCCAGUCUUUCAGCAGAGGCUGCCCUCUGUUCGAUAGCAGCCUUUCGUUCUUAAUUAUCCUCUCCAUCCCCUCCCCUCAAUCCCUGGCCGAGUUCUCGUUCUCGGGAAAUCCCUUCAGAGGCUUCGAUCGACCCGACUCGACUUAUCAUCCUUACUAUCUUCGUCUUCCUCGGUCUGUUCUUUAGACCACGCCACUCUCUCUCAGCACCGUUGCCCUUCCAGUUGGUCGAUCGCCUGGUGCUAUCCCGAAGGAGGUAUUGGUAUUGUGCGUGUGUCUGCGUACUUGCAAAAUUCCAUUCACUUCUGUAUCCUCUUCGUCAGCACUAUAAAAGAGAGAUCCCGUACGAGCCCGGGCCAUAUUCGAACGUUGUCACACCCACUCUACCAGCAGAUCCUCCCCAAGCUCCACCAUGUCGAUCCGCUCCCCGAGGGGCUUCGUGCAGCUGGGCCCUUCGCGAUCCGACCCAGAGAACGACAUUCCCCUAACCCAGGUACGCAGCAAUGCUAGCUCGACCGGCGCCCGGAAGCCCAACCAGGGCGUCCCCGACUCCGGCUCCGAUGGCCAGGACGGCUCCGACGGAAACGAGAAGCACGGCUUCUUCCAUCGCGGCCGGAGGAGGGCCAAUAAAGAAGCCGCCUCCGACUCGGGCGACGAUCUGACUUCCGAAGAGACGUCUCUGAACGCCAUGGGCAGGUUCUAUAAUAAGAUUAUGGGCGCCUCCGUCUUCACGCGAUAUCUCAUCUAUAUCAUCCCCGUCGCCGUACUCCUCGCCGUCCCCUUGAUUGUCCUCACGGCCACUCAGAACAGGUACAACAUCCCCGUCGGCUUUGCCAGGGUAUCUGAUGACCCCCUGACCUUUGAGGGUGGGCCGCCACUGUUCGACCUCUUCCUCUGGAUAGAGCUCGCUUGGCUAAGCUUGUGGGUCGGUAAGGUUGUCGCCCACCUGCUGCCGCCCGUCUUCAUGUUCUUCACUGGUGUCGUGAGCGCCGGGACCCGAAAGUACGCCAUCGUCAUCCGCGCCCUCGAGAUCCCCCUCUCGCUAUUCUUCUGGGCCCUGGCCACCUACCUCAUCUUCACUGCCAUAAUCAACACCAGAUACGACGAUAUCAACUGGGUCAUCGUCAUCCGGAGGAUAUUGGGGGCGCUCUUUGCUUCCUCCGCCGUCUUUCUCGGCGAGAAGGCCAUCGUCCAACUCAUCAGCAUAACCUACCACCAGCGGUCCUUUGCCAACCGGAUCAACGACUCGAAGCGGGAGGUGUACCUGCUGGGAUUGAUGUACGACGCGUCUAGGCAGCUGUUUCCCAUGUACUGCCCCGAGUUCGCCGAAGAGGAUGAGCUCAUCAACGACAGCAUCGAGAUCAUGCUGGCUGGAGGCAAGAAGAGCCGGAAAGGCCGAAGGGCCGGAGUAGGCGCGCCUAUGAGGCUAAUUGGCGGCGUCGGGCGCAUCGGCGACAAGGUCACGUCCGUCUUCGGGAACCUCGCGUCCGAGAUCACCGGCAAGCAAGUGUUCAACCCAAAUUCGGCCCACUCCAUCGUCGUCGAGGCCCUGGAGAAGAUUCGGACCUCGGAGGCUCUCGCGAAGCGCAUCUGGAUGUCGUUUGUCGUGGAGGGCAAAGAAGCUCUAUACGUCGACGACAUCGUCGAAGUGCUCGGCCCGGCACAUCGCGACGAAGCAGAGGAGUGCUUCGGAGCCGUCGACGCGGACGGCAACGGAGACAUCAGUCUCGACGAGAUGAUCCGGAAGGUUGUCGAGGUAGGCAAGGAGAGGAAGGCGAUAGGGAACAGCAUGAAGGAUAUCGGUCAAGCCUUGGCCGUGUUCGACCAGGUGCUCCUCUUUAUCGUCCUCCUGAUUGUUGUUUUCAUCUUCCUGGCUUUCUUCCAGAGUUCCUUCAUUACGACCCUCACGACGGCUGGUACGACGUUGCUAUCGCUGUCGUUCAUCUUCGCCGUUACGGCGCAAGAAUUUUUGGGCUCUUGCAUUUUCCUAUUCGUCAAGCACCCCUACGACGUCGGAGACAGGGUCGACGUUACGGGACCGGAGAAGGAGCAGCUCGUCGUCGAGAAGAUAUCUCUGCUCUACACCGUCUUCAACCGCAUCGACAAGAUGCAAGUCGUCCAGGUGCCGAACAUCGUCUUGAACAAUCUCUGGAUCGAGAACGUGACCCGGAGUAAGGCCAUGAAGGAAGUUAUCGACGUGAAUGUCUCGUUUGACACCAGCUUCGAGGACAUCGAGCUCCUGAGGGUCGAGAUGGAGAAGUUCGUACGAGCGCCCGAGAACUCACGAGACUUCCAGCCGGAUCUCUCCAUCGGCGUCGGCGGCUUUGGCGACUUGGAUAAGCUCCAGCUCAAGGUUGCCAUCAAGCAUAAAUCGAACUGGCACAACGACGCCGUCCGCGCCGCCCGACGCUCCAAAUUCAUGUGCGCGCUUACGCUUGCCCUGAAGAAGGUACCCAUCUACGCGCCGGGCGGCGGCUCCGAGCCGCUAGGCGGGCCAACCAACCCAACCUACUCGGUCGCCGUCUCGGACUCGGAUGCCAUCGCGGCCCGUGACAAGGCUAGCAAGGACAAGGAAGCUCUGCGUAUGGCGCCGACACCACCGCAGCGGAACCCUUCGACGACGAACAGGCGCGGUGGUGGUGGAGGCGGCAGCGGCGACAAUGACCGCGAAGCGAAGGCGGCCCAGGGCCUCAACACGAUCGACCCCGUGAGAGCGGCGGCCGACGACUGGGGCUACAACCGUGACGACUCGCCGGGCGGCGCGGGCCGCGGCGAUUCGAUCGACGCGGACCCGUACGGCGGGCGCUCCAGCAUGCAGAAGCAGGGAAGCCAGCGCGCAGGGCGUCGCAGGGCAGGCGAGACGCUGCCUCCGCUCUCGUUCGGCGACGGGAACGAUGCGCCUAGCCUGCAGGUGACCCAGCAUCUAGGUCCGUACGAUGAGGAGGCUCAGGUGGGCGGCCCGCGUCCGUACGGCGGCGCCGCUGGUACCACCCAGCAGGGCGGUAGCGUGCCGAUGUAUCCGCAGAAUUCGAGCCGGGGCAAUCAGCCCCCUUCCUCGGGGGCGGGCGGGGGAGCGGGAGCAGGCCUGCAGAGCACAUCGUAUCAGCGGCAAUAACGAGGUGAUGUACACCCUUAGUUAGUGCUUAGGGUAUUUAUUUCUUGAUUUCUUUUUCUCAUUCCUGCAAUCUCCCGGGUAGAUGUAGGUAUAGAUUAGGCCAAUAUGUAUGAAUUCAUUUCGGGCAGGCGUUUAGAGGAAGUGGGCAAUGUGGAAAGGAGAAGGGGGGAGUGGUUCAAUCGGCUGGAUAGCCCAGGGAGAUGACUCGGUUCAGCCUUUUCUCUGUGAUGGGAGAUAUCACGUCUGCGGGAAGGAAAGGGCGGGAAAGAAAAGGGGGAUGAGGCUUAGGGGUGCACUAUCCGCCCGGCGGCGUAACGGCGAGCCCAUUGUAUAACUGAAUCGCGAUUGCGAAUGACUACGCAUCGCCAUCUUCGCUGCUAUUAGGAUUAUCGUCGUGAAUGUGAAUGCGAGGGUCUGUGUAAAUUGUGUGUGUCACUAGCCGACUAGUUAGUACUAUCGAUGUCGCCUCCCUUACUGCGUCCGCUGUCGGUUCGUCCAUCCUUUGGCACCUUUUCUCUUGGAAGAAAGGAAGGAGGAGGAAAGGUGAGAGAGACGAGAGGGUUGGGAGAGAUGCGAGAGGAGAGAAACCGAGUUUUAUUCGAG